Molecule: messenger RNA, 2163 nt
Organism: Drosophila gunungcola (fruit fly)
Lineage: Eukaryota; Metazoa; Arthropoda; Insecta; Diptera; Drosophilidae
Product: bifunctional phosphoribosylaminoimidazole carboxylase/phosphoribosylaminoimidazole succinocarboxamide synthetase-like
Biological process (GO): 'de novo' IMP biosynthetic process
Molecular function (GO): phosphoribosylaminoimidazolesuccinocarboxamide synthase activity
Source: RefSeq, a predicted model, not a curated record
GUCAAUAGGCAUUCCUUUUGAUAAGACCUAUUUAAGAAAAGUGUUAAUUUUUUUGAUAAGUUUACUUGUGCAGUUUCUUGGCUGUUAUUGAAUUAUUGUAAUGUCGACCGCUUAACUAGUGGGUCGGGUUUUUUUCGCUAUCAAAUUAAAACGGUUACCAAAAAUGUCACCCACACACUUCGAAGGCUACCAGCUGGGAAACCUUCUGAUCGAGGGCAAGACGAAGCAGGUGUACGAUCUGCCUGAUGAGCCAGGACUAUGUCUGCUGCUGAGCAAGGAUCGCAUCACCGCUUUCGAUGGGCUCAAGGCCCACGAACUUCAGGGCAAGGCGGCCAUAUCGAACACCACCAAUGGACAUGUUUUCCGAUUGCUGAACAACGCCGGAAUUCGCACCGCUUAUGUAAAGCCGUGUGGCGAACGGGCCUUCAUAGCCCGCAAGUGUCGGAUGAUACCCAUCGAAUGGGUGACGCGGCGCCUGGCCACCGGAUCCUUCGUCCGGCUUAACCCCGAAGUUCCUGAGGGCUAUCGAUUUGCGCCGCCGAAACAGGAGACGUGCUUCAAGGAUGAUGCCAGCCACGAUCCCCUGUGGUGCGACGAGCAAAUCGUCAAAUUUGAACUCAAUGGCCUGACAAUUGGCCAGGACGAAGUGCAGAUAAUGCGCCGCUCGGCGCUACUCGUCUUUGAGAUUCUCGAGAGAUUUUGGCAAACGAGGAACUGCACCCUUGUCGACAUGAAAGUGGAGUUCGGCGUGGCUGAAGAUGGUAGCAUACUAUUAGCGGACAUCAUCGACUCGGACACGUGGCGCAUUUGGCCGGCUGGUGACAAGAGCCUCAUGGUGGAUAAAACGGUCUACAUUAAUCUGACGUCCGUAACGAAUAGCGAUUUGGAGACCGUGAAACGCAACUAUAGCUGGGUGGUCGAACAAUUGUCGACUAUUGUGCCGCCCAAGAAACACCGGGUGGUGGUCCUCAUGGGCAGCGCAUCCGAUGUCACUCACGGCAAACAGAUUUCCACCUGUUGUCGGUCAUUGGGCUUGGAUGUGGAGCUCCGUGUGUGUUCGUUUGACAAAGGUUCUGAGGAAGCGUUCCGUAUUGUGCGGGAAUAUGAAGCGGCGAUAAGUAACCUAGUUUUUGUCGCUGUCGAUGGCAGAUCCCACGGUUUGGGCACUGUGCUUGCGGGUAACUCCAGCUGUCCAGUUAUAAAUUGUCUGUCCGACUGCCUGAAUCUGCCUUCUGGCAUUGGUUUUGCCACAGUACCUAACCCGGAGGCAGCCGCCCUGCAUGCGGCAUCCAUUCUUGGGCUGGACAACUUCAUGGUGUGGUCCAAGUUGCAAGCCAGUCGGCUCGACAACUUCAUCACCCUCAUUAAAGCUGAUAAGGAGAUGCGCCGAACUUGCAACGUCUGAAAACUUGAAAUCGUUUCUUAUACUUUUGCAGAGAGUAUCAACCACUAGACACGUUAGCGAACAUUUCGGUUGAUUACGUAAAUAAUGGUCUGCAGAACUUUGUUUUCAGCUAAACAAAUAUAAAAAUAAAGACAUAAGUCUAUAUACAUAAAAACGUUUUGAUUAUAGCUGUAAGAGUUUAUAAUAGGCGGCCUGAAAGUUUGAUGAAGUUUUAAGAAGCCGCUUUGUAAAUACUUUUAUAAUUUUCAGGGAUAUCACACAUGAAAUAAGUACAGUUUCAUGCAAUGGAAGAGUUUCCUCGGACAGUUAUGUUUAAAAGUAUAAUAAAAACAAUAAGUUAUAUUUUAAUGCCAUACAAAAAUGUAAUGUAUCAUUUUUGUCAGUAAAAUUGUAGUUAAAUACACGAAGUAGGAAGAGUUACAAAUAUAAUUGCAUACUUUUUGGAGGGUUCAGCUUAUGUACAAUGUGCAAAUAAUGUAUGUGUAUGUAGUAAAGAGAUAAAAAAUUUUUUAUACGUUACGAUUUGAAAAGUCAGCAAUACGGAUUUCGGUUUCCGUACCGCCUUCUAAAAUAAAAAAUGCAUAUAAAUUGUUUGGUCAGAAUUUAAGAUAUCAAUCAAAUUAAAUUAAGACGACAUUUUGAAAUUAAAAUAAAAUAUUACAAAAAAAAAUCAGCUGGGCAAAAUUUUUAUUUUUAAUUUUUCUGAUGAAGAAAUAGCGAUAAGCCUGAGACUAUUUCAGUUUGAGCCAGCGAACCCA